GAGAGGAAGGAGCAUUUUCUACGUGCUCAGAACGGAGAGAGAAGUUGAUCGCAGCGAUGGCAAGAACCAAGCAGACCGCUCGUAAAUCCACCGGUGGCAAAGCCCCGAGGAAGCAGCUCGCUACUAAAGCCGCCCGGAAGAGCGCCCCAGCCACCGGCGGCGUCAAGAAGCCCCACCGUUACAGGCCCGGGACCGUGGCUCUCCGAGAGAUCCGCCGCUAUCAGAAGUCCACCGAGCUGCUGAUCCGCAAGCUGCCUUUCCAGCGUCUGGUGCGAGAGAUCGCUCAGGAUUUCAAGACGGACCUGCGCUUCCAGAGCUCCGCUGUCAUGGCCUUGCAGGAGUCCAGCGAGGCUUAUCUGGUCGGUCUGUUCGAGGACACCAACCUGUGCGCCAUCCACGCCAAGAGAGUCACCAUCAUGCCCAAAGACAUCCAGCUGGCCCGCCGCAUCCGCGGAGAGCGCGCUUAAACCCGCCGCUGACAAACACCCCAAAGGCUCUUUUAAGAGCCACACACACCGCACUGAACGAGACCGUUUCCACCGUAACAACGAGUAUUUGCUCCUCACCAGAAAUGGACAAUAUUCCAGUUAAACAUAAAUUAUAGGUGUAAUAAUUUAUCAAAUUAAGGAGUCCGUUAAACUUUGCAACAAUUAUGGAAAAAAAACUAAAUUUAAUUUGUGCUUAUUGAGGGACACCUCGGUAUUUGGUAGGGUUUUAUUGUCAAAGGCGAAAGGUAUAUCUAGGUCUGUUUAUAAGUUAUUAUCGUUAGAUGUACCUCCCUAAGAUUAUCAAAGCCCUAGAUCAGAUUGUUUAUUUUAUUUGGAGGAAAAAAAAACAUUAUUUAAAAAAGGAGGUAAUUUGUAAUCCUAAAGAGCAAGGUGGACUGGAGGUCUUACAUUAUGAUACUCUCAAUAACACUUAAAAUUAAAUGGUUGGAGUUUGUGAAGAAUAGAGAAAGACCUUGGAAUGCAUUUCCUAUUUAUAUAUUUAAUACAAAUUUUUCUGUUCACAAAAUUCCUGUUAAAUUGGCCGGUUUUCACAGACAGGCCCUGUUAGCAUGGAACUUGGUCUAUAAACUGACAAAUAAGUUUUGUAUCAAUAACAAAAUUAAGGAAGUGUCUUACAAAAUACUCCAUAGAAUGUAUCCUGCUAAACAUGUUUUGGAAAGAUUUAAGCUUAAUAUUUCAUAUUCUUGUGAAUUUUGUGGUCAAGAAAAAUAAACUAUCUUACAACUUUAUUUUCAUUGUAUUUACUCAAGAUUAUUUUGGAAAGAUUUGGAAUUCUGUAUUAACAGAGAAUUGAAGGUAUGAUAGAAAUUUGUAUAUUUUAUGUAUUUUUUAUACAGAAAACGAAAAUUUGAAUAGUAAAGAGCAACAUAUUAUACAAUUGUUUAUUUUCUUAGGAAAAUUCCAUAUACAUAAUUGGGCUUAAUGUAAACCAAAUUUUGUACAUUUUAUAAAUGACUUCAAAUUAUAUAUAAAUCUCUUGGAACAAAUAGAAAACAAAAAAGCACUGAAAACAUGUAAUGCUCUGAAAUCAAUGAAAUGUAUGUAGCUUUUUUCUCUCUUGCUCUCUUUUCUCUGGCAGCUAAUGUUCAUUUGAUUAUGUGAAUAUGAAAUACCUCAUGUUCUUGUGGCAUUUAA
This is a messenger RNA of Carassius gibelio (silver crucian carp), 1643 nucleotides long. Its product is annotated as histone H3-like. Lineage: Eukaryota; Metazoa; Chordata; Actinopteri; Cypriniformes; Cyprinidae. Bases 57 to 467 code for a protein of 136 amino acids. Gene Ontology annotation, molecular function: protein heterodimerization activity; structural constituent of chromatin; DNA binding. Gene Ontology annotation, cellular component: nucleosome. The transcript has a single exon. The record is from RefSeq and is a predicted model, not a curated record.